AGUUGUAUCGCGUUCGGGCACAGGAGCAGCCGAAACGGGGGCUGAAAAGCUUACCGCGGCUUCCCCGCCAGCAUGGGGAAUGGUAUGAAUAAGGUGCUACCAGGGCUUUACGUUGGAAAUUAUAGAGAUUCUAAGGACGCUGCGCAACUUGCAAAGUAUAACAUUACACAUAUUUUAGCUAUCCAUGAUACAGCAAGAAGGAUACAUUCGGAUAAACACUAUCUUUGCGUGAUGGCGUCCGAUUCACCAGAUCAAAAUUUAACUCAAUAUUUCUCUCUAUGUAACGAUUUCAUUCACGCGGCCCGAAUUCGAGAUGGAAAUGUCCUCAUACAUUGCCUUGCAGGAAUGUCUCGUAGUGUAACUGUAGCUGUUGCUUAUAUAAUGACAGUUACUACAUUGAAUUGGAAAGAAGCUUUAAAAGUCGUUAGAGCUGGAAGAGCAGUCGCCAAUCCGAAUUUGGGUUUCCAAAAGCAAUUAGAAGAAUUCGAAUGCACUAGAUUACUUGAGGAAAGGAGACGUUUAAAAGAACGUUUUCCUAGUUUAGCUUUAGUUUAUAGAGAUCAAGAGCAAUGUUCUCUAAUGCUCAAUAAUUACGAAGAAUUGUUACAAUCGCGAUCGAUAUGCGAAGGAAAAUGUGCCUUAGGUGAACAAUGUCCUACCGGACUUUGCCGAUCCGGAAGUACCCAAAAACGUACUAGAAGAAGAAGUAGUAGAUCGCAAUCCGAAAUGCGAAGAAGUCCGAGUUCCACGAGUACGAGUAGUAGUUGCAGUACGAGUAGUAGUAGACCAAGGUCCAGUCCGUCGGGUCUAAGAAGUUAUACCGGAUCUGCUCCACCUUCUCGAUCCGGAUCAAAAGUUGAUCUAAGUACAAUGGGAUCAUCUGGAACUUUAACCGCCCCAUCUACGCCCUUAGGAAGUCCACCAAUAUCGCCGAAACGUCGGGGCUUGGGCCCAGAAAAAAUUGCAGUACCUCUUGCUUUAAGAGAAGAUGAUUGUGACUUAUAACCUUCAGGGGAUGUUUUAAAACGUGACGAUUUUGGAAAAUUUUAUUUAAAAUUAUGCAUUUUGGCGUAUUCCUUAUAGCUAUAUAUUGUAAAAAUAGUAAAAGUUGUCUUUUCGUUGAGUUUGUUUUAAAAAUUAUUGCGAAAACAUUUGAGAAGUAAUUAUCAGCUCACAUAUUUAGAAAGUACUAGGGGAACUCACUAUUUUUAAUUGAAAAUUUCAAUCAUAAGUUUAUCCUAACAUUGAGGUUAAGACUUUGAAACUAAUGGAGCGGUCAGUAACCAAUCCGACGUACCAGACCUGAUCGAAAGAUUUCUGGAUAUUCAUGAAGAUGGCGAAGGUACACUGUUGAUUGCUUGAUAGUUUGAAAAUUAGUAAUGGCGUUGAAAAGAACGUUAGAUACACCAUAGAAUGUAAGAGUGUCAAACUAAACAUUGGUGCAUGUUCGGAAUACAUUCUGAACGAAGCAAAUGGAUCUAAGACGAUCAAAAGAUAUUCAGAAUUAUUAAAGUAGAGCUAAACGUAAAUUUUUUUAUUUUGGAAUUUAAGUAAAAAGUCAUAUAUUUGGAUGAACAAAUCUAGAUAUUUCAUAUAGAUCCCUAGUGUAUAUUAAAUAAACAUCAAUUUUUAAACGUACAAAUAAUUUUUUUUAAUAUGUAAGUCGUUACUUAUCUUUAUUUAUUUAUUUUUUCUAUCUUAUUCUACAAUAUGUUCAGCCCACCUUUUUAAAUAUCUAGCACCGUCCAUGUCUCCGUAAGACCCACCAAACCAAAUAGUUCUUCAUGCUCAAUAUUUAUAUGUAAUAAUAUGUUAUUAUCAUUCAGUUUUAUUUUCUUUCUUGCUCAUUGCCUUUUACAUAGGUGAUUAUAUCAAGAAAAAUCAAAAACAUAGUUCGAGAGAGAUUAUAGGUUAUGAUAACUUUCAUAAGGGACAAGAAUACGUAAGGGAAAGUAGAGUAGCAUCAAACACAAUAGCAAUAAUAAUUUUACAACAAAAAUCUUUUAAUACGUUAAAACAAUAUACAAAUUCUAUGAAGAAAAAGAUUUUAAAUUUCUUAAAAAGUGGCGAAAGAAUGGAAAUAAGUACUCUUUUCCAUGCGGUUUUUUCUUGAACCUAUUUUACUUUUAGCAGCACUGGGGACUGGGAAAAUUCCUUUUUAAACAUUAUUAAUACACUUUCCAAAAGUUACAAUCGAAAAAAAAAUGUUUUUCUUACCAUUUUCUUCUUUUUAAAUACAGAGAUCUGAAUUUGGUUACCUAUGUGCGAAAUUAUGAAUUCUAAUUUGUACAAGAAAAGUAUUGACGUAAAUUCUAUUGAAAAGCAUCCUUCGUUAUAUUGCAUUAACAAUUAAUUUAGUACGUUAGGUUCCUUAGAUGCUGGUCUAGUUCUUCUAAUGCGACCCUAGGUGCCGUAGCCAGGAGAUUUGAAUUUCCUUCAAAACUGUUGUUCUUUGUAGGAUUUUUCGGAAAUUAUAAUUUGGUUAAUCGUAUCAUGAUCUAAAUAUUCGGAAACCAACGAAAUUAAGAAGUAUUAUAUACUUUUGAAUAUGUCGUUAUACUUAAUAAUAUUAUAGUCCAACUGGCAAAAUGAUACUCGAAACAUUAACGUGACAAAGAAGCAGGCGAGGCAAUUUUUCGCGAACACACAUUUUUUUAUGUCAACUACAUAUCUUUUUAAAGCUUACUUUUGAUUAUUUUCUUUCAUUUCUGUAUAUAACAAAAAACGAAGUAAUUGAGAAAUUAUUUAUCCGAGAUAUUUUUGGAAAAUAUACUAAAACCAACCAGGUUGAAAGUAAAAUAAGUUACAGAUUUUGACCCUAAUUUUUCUGGUGGGUACCAGCGAAAUUUAGAAAGUGAUUGGUCGAAAUUUCUAAAAACGUACAUUAUCAAAGUCGUUUUCGUUGAUAUAUUGUUUAUAAUAUAAUGUUAAGUCAAUUUUACUCAGCACACUGUAAAUUUUAAAUCUUUUUCAAAUACCGUUAUUCAAAAUGUUAUAGUCUAACUGGCAAAUUGAUACUCGAAGAUUUACCGUAACAAUGAAGCAGGCGAGGCAAUUUUUUGCGAACACACAUUUUUUCAUGUCAACUACAUAUCCUUCUAAAGCUUAAUUUUCAUUAUUUUCGUUCCCUCCUAUAUAUAAAACAAAACGAAGUAAUUGAGAGAUGUUUAAUCAACGAAAUUUUUGGCAAAAUGACUAUAAUUAGCCAGGUUGAAAGAAAUUGUGCGUUACCCUAAUUUUCCUGAUGAAAUUUCAAAAACGUUCAUUAUGAAAGUCGUUUUCGUUGAUAUAUCGUUUAUAAUAUCAUUCUAAGUCAAUUUUAUUUAACACGCUGUGAAUUUUAAAAAGUUUUUAAUCAUUUUUAAAUACAGUUAUUCAAAAUAAUAUUAUAGUCCAGCUGGCAAAUUGAAACUCGAAGGGUUAUCGUGACAAAGAAGCAGGCGAGGCAAUUUUUUACAAGAACAAAUUUUUCAUGUCAACAACUGAAAACAAACGAGAUUAUUUCUAAUAUUUCUCUAUGGGAUUUCCCUUUAACUGCAGGUGGUUCAUGUAUACCAACUACAACAAAAUUGUUGAUUAUUUAUAGUUGAAGCCUGGGGAAGCUUUCUCCUGUAAUUGAUUUUACUUAAAAGUGCGAUUUUUUUCCUAUUGAAUUACAACGUUUGUUACAAAAAUAUGAAAACUCCAUCGUUUUUUCUUUGGAAAGAACCCUUGAUUUGUCAAAUCAGCACAUUUUUAGAUAAUAAUUGUUGAAUGGAGAAAAUCCAUGUUAAUAAAAUUUUUUUAUGACGGUAGGCUUAAGUAGAAAUUGCUUGCGAGAUAAAGAUUUAAGUUUUAACGUCCAAUUUUAUAAACAUUUUAAAAUGAUACAUAAAAUAUCUGAAUAAAAGACACUUUUUUGUGUUAAAAUUAGUUGAACUAAUUUUUUUUUAAAUAAAUAAGCAAUAACAUAUCUAGAGGUGAAUUGUUUAAACGAUUCAUUUUUCUAAAAAUCAUCAUCCUAAUUAUCAAAUGUAAUAUGCACUGAAAUAUUUCACGAAUUUGAUCAUUUGUGAGGCUAUUUCGACAGUACAUUUUCGUCAAAGAAGUGGUUCGUUCUUUAAUAGCGGUUUCAAAGAAAGGUGAGACGAGAUCAUCUUUUUCGACACACCCUGUAUGAUCUGCAAUUCCUAGCAUUUACUUACAAGUGCUUAUUCUGUGAUUUAUCCAAUUUGUGUGAUUAAAAAUAUAUAAGACGACCCGAGAAGAGAUACACGAGUCUUAGUGUGUUUAGAAAUGUAUAAGACGAACCGAGAAGAGAUACACGAGUCUUUGUGUGCUUAGAAAUGUAUAAGACGAACUGAAAAGAGAUAGAAAAGUCUGUGUGUAUUUAAAAAUAUAUAAGACGAACCGAAAAGAGGUACAAGAGUCUUUGUGCGUUUAGAAAUGUAUAAAACGAACCGAGAAGAUGUUCACGAGUCUUUGUGUGUUUAAAAAUGUAUAAGACGGACCGAGAAAAUUUCACGAGUUUUAAUGUGUUUGGAAAUAUAUAAGUCGAACAGAAAACAUGUUCACGAAUGUCUGUUUAGAAAUGUAUAAGACGAAAUGAAAAAAAGUAGAAGACUCUUUGUGUGUGUUUAAAAAUGUAUAAGACGAACCGAGAAAAUUUCACGAGUCUUAGUGUGUUUGGAAAUGUAUAAGUCGAACAGAAAAGAUGUUCACGGAUCUUUGUGCGUUUAGAAAUGUAUAAGUCGAACAGAAAAGAUAUUCACGGAUCUUUGUGCGUUUAGAAAUGUAUAAGUCGAAUAGAAAACAUGUUCACGAGUGUUUGUAUGUUUAGAAAUGUAUAAGAUGAACUGAAAAAAGAUAGAAAAGUCUUUGUGUGUAUUAAAAAUGUAUAAGACGAACAGAAAAGAGAUACAAGAGUCUUUGUGUGUGUUUAAAAAUAUAUAAAACGCACCGAGAAGAUGUUCACGAGUCUUAGUGUGUUUAAAAAUGUAUAAGACGGACCGAGAAAAUUUCACGAGUUUUAAUGUGUUUGGAAAUAUAUAAGUCGAACAGAAAACAUGUUCACGAAUGUCUGUUUAGAAAUGUAUAAGACGAAAUGAAAAAAAGUAGAAGAGUCUUUGUGUGUGUUUAAAAAUAUAUAAGACGAACCGAGAAAAUUUCACGAGUCUUAGUGUGUUUGGAAAUGUAUAAGUCGAACAGAAAAGAUGUUCACGGAUCUUUGUGCGUUUAGAAAUGUAUAAGUCAAACAAAAAAGAUGUUCACGGAUCUUUGUGCGUUUAGAAAUGUAUAAGUCGAAUAGAAAACAUCUUCACGAGUGUUUGUAUGUUUAGAAAUGUAUAAGACGAACUGAAAAGAGAUAGAAAAGUCUUUGUGUGUAUUUAAAAAUAUAUAAGACGAACCGAAAAGAGGUACAAGAGUCUUUGUGCGUUUAGAAAUGUAUAAAACGAACCGAGAAGAUGUUCACGAGUCUUUGUGUGUUUAGAAAUGUAUAAGACGAACUGAAAAAAGUACAAGAGUCUUUGUGUGUGUGUUUAAAAAUAUAUAAGACGAACCGAGAAAAUUUCACGAGACUUAGUGUGUUUAGAAAUGUAUAUACCGAACUGAAAAGAGAUAGAAAAGUCUUUGUGUGUAUUAAAAAUGUAUAAGACGAACAGAAAAGAGAUACAAGAGUCUUUGUGUGUGUUUAAAAAUAUAUAAAACGCACCGAGAAGAUGUUCACGAGUCUUAGUGUGUUUAAAAAUGUAUAAGACGGACCGAGAAAAUUUCACGAGUUUUAAUGUGUUUGGAAAUAUAUAAGUCGAACAGAAAACAUGUUCACGAAUGUCUGUUUAUAAAUGUAUAAGACGAAAUGAAAAAAAGUAGAAGAGUCUUUGUGUGUGUUUAAAAAUGUAUAAGACGAACCGAGAAAAUUUCACGAGUCUUAGUGUGUUUAAAAAUGUAUAAGACGAACCGAGAAAAUUUCACGAGUCUUAGUGUGUUUGGAAAUGUAUAAGUCGAACAGAAAAGAUGUUCACGGAUCUUUGUGCGUUUAGAAAUGUAUAAGUCGAACAGAAAAGAUAUUCACGGAUCUUUGUGCGUUUAGAAAUGUAUAAGUCGAAUAGAAAACAUGUUCACGAGUGUUUGUAUGUUUAGAAAUGUAUAAGAUGAACUGAAAAAAGAUAGAAAAGUCUUUGUGUGUAUUAAAAAUGUAUAAGACGAACAGAAAAGAGAUACAAGAGUCUUUGUGUGUGUUUAAAAAUAUAUAAAACGCACCGAGAAGAUGUUCACGAGUCUUAGUGUGUUUAAAAAUGUAUAAGACGGACCGAGAAAAUUUCACGAGUUUUAAUGUGUUUGGAAAUAUAUAAGUCGAACAGAAAACAUGUUCACGAAUGUCUGUUUAUAAAUGUAUAAGACGAAAUGAAAAAAAGUAGAAGAGUCUUUGUGUGUGUUUAAAAAUGUAUAAGACGAACCGAGAAAAUUUCACGAGUCUUAGUGUGUUUAAAAAUGUAUAAGACGAACCGAGAAAAUUUCACGAGUCUUAGUGUGUUUAAAAAUGUAUAAGACGGACCGAGAAAAUUUCACGAGUCUUAGUGUGUUUAAAAAUGUAUAAGACGGACCGAGAAAAUUUCACGAGUCUUAGUGUGUUUAAAAAUGUAUAAGACGAACCGAGAAAAUUUCACGAGUCUUAGUGUGUUUAAAAAUGUAUAAGACGGACCGAGAAAAUUUCACGAGUUUUAAUGUGUUUGGAAAUAUAUAAGUCGAACAGAAAACAUGUUCACGAAUGUCUGUUUAGAAAUGUAUAAGACGAAAUGAAAAAAAGUAGAAGACUCUUUGUGUGUGUUUAAAAAUGUAUAAGACGAACCGAGAAAAUUUCACGAGUCUUAGUGUGUUUGGAAAUGUAUAAGUCGAACAGAAAACAUGUUCACGAGUGUUGAACCGGAAUAUCAGGUACUGAGGUCUUCUCGGCAAUAGCCUUUUGUCAACAAAUCAUCUAGUUAGUGUAUAUAUCCUUUAUUCAUUAUUGUUAAACUCCCAAGUAAAGGAUAUUGAAACGAAGAAUGGUAGUUUUUUGAGGAUUAACGCCUUAAUUCAGCUAUUUAUUUCUUAAACUCAAUAUUUGAUAAUUAUGAUGGUACAUAUUAGCAAUAUUGAAGUAGGUUGUUUAGAAUGCUUUAGAGAUACAAUUAUACAAAGUUAUAGAAAUAGAAGAUUGUUAAUUGUUUAUUGUUGAUACAAUUUUGGAAUAUAAUGCGUCUUUCAUUCAUCAGUUCCAUUUUCUAACCUCAAAUAUUCAAAUAAGAUUUUUGUUAUCCUUGUUGAAUGAAUAAACUUUUGUGGAAACGAUUUGAAUGAAAGAUGUUGAAAUAUUCACGUUCGCUUGUGAGAGAUAUAUAUUAAAUACACGUUUUUCAAAAUGGCGUUACAUCAUUUUUGUGAAAAUCUAUUUGCUACGAAGGAAUUUCCGUGUUUUUAAUGCCUUCCCUUACCAAAAAAAGAAUGAUCAUACAUUGUGCAACAGAGGCCGGCACUUGACGUUCACUCAUGGUCUUAGCACGUGCUACAAUGUUAGUAUGGGAUACAUAAAUAAGACGCCAUCUUCAAAAUAUACAGGUGCACCAUCUACGGCGUUUGUCACGAGCUGAAAAACGAAUUAUUUUGAUAUACAGGGUUGAUUUAUUAAACGUGAGACUAAAAAGUGCUCUUUUCUUCACGUGUGUAAGGUAUAAAAUCAAAGUUUUGCCUAUGUGAGGGUCAUUGAUUGAGUUACGUUAUAAAAAUAGAAAAUGGAUCAAAAUCUAAUAUUUACUAUAUUAUGUGCGUCACUUUGAAAAUCGGUGUUAAGUGAUUUGAAAAAGCAGAAAUUAAUAUUAGAUUAAUAUUAUUUUUACAAGUUGGAAUUAUACGUCUAAAUAAAGAUGUAGGAUUAAAAA
Messenger RNA from Diorhabda sublineata, 7898 nucleotides. Its product is annotated as dual specificity protein phosphatase 22. The transcript is spliced from 6 exons. The record is from RefSeq and is a predicted model, not a curated record. Bases 73 to 1005 code for a protein of 310 amino acids. Gene Ontology annotation, molecular function: protein tyrosine/serine/threonine phosphatase activity. Gene Ontology annotation, biological process: protein dephosphorylation. Gene Ontology annotation, cellular component: cytosol. Lineage: Eukaryota; Metazoa; Arthropoda; Insecta; Coleoptera; Chrysomelidae.